AUAAAACGUUAUAAAAUGGAUGUCAAAAAAUUUGUUUCAUUAUCAAAACAAUUUUUUGAAGCGCUGUUCAAGAUCGAAAGAGAGACUGAAAGAAUGAGGGAGCAGCUAGCAGAAUUUGAAAAUUUCGAGCCUUUUUCCGUCUAUAGGUGAGUCGAUAUCCAUAAAAUUGGAUACAUAAAGCCCAAAAUGCUCCAGAAAUACCUCCUUAGGGAGGUGACUGUUGAAGAAUGCAAGGAGAUUAUUGAGUCGAUCUCUAAACCAAGGGAUCCAAGCACCUUAACCUUCAAAGAAUUUUACAAUUAUGUGAUGCCGAAUGCGAAUAAAUAAACUAAGAAUGGAUGCCCUUUCUAGAGAACAGAGGUUUGUAGAUGUUCCUAAAGCUGAAAGAAUGGAUGAAGGCAGGAUCAAACAAUAUGUUGAGUUGUUUACUGACAAGCUGAUUCAUCAACAAAAGAAGAUUCAUCUUUUACUGACUAAUAUGUUCAUACAGGAGCUGAAGAUCAUUCAUCUGUUUCAUAUGGAAAAAUACCAGAUUGUCGUGACAACUUCUAUAUUAAACAUUGGUAGUCAGAAAUCUCUUCCAACUACGUAUAAUGCUAUGCACAAGAUCGAGGCAAGAGAUGUGCUCAAGUAUUUAAAAAGCAUUGGUGUUCAAGCCAGCUGGAACGAAGUAGACUUCCUCAUUCGGAGAUUUCUGUUCGAAUCUCAAUACUUUAGAGUCCCCAGACCUUUAAGAUGGGGCUCUAAGGACAAUCAAAAUACAGAAUCUGAUGAAACUCAUUUCGAGUCUGUUGAUUUGAACUACCAGAAAAUAUACAGGCAGAGGGUUAAUAAAAGUGCAAAGAGUCUGGGCAAUAGCGACACUAAGAUGACUAUAAAGCACAGAUAUCAUCCUUAUGAAGAGAAUCAAAAGAAGGGGUAUAAAAACUUUAUGAAUGGGUAUAAAAAGAACAGAAAAUCUCAAUCUACCACUAGAGAAAACAAGAUGGCGACAUUGGAUAACUUUCCUUACCAGGAGUAUCCCCCUCAGCUAGUUCUUCCCUUAGACAAGACUCCACCAAGUGUCAUGAAGUUUUCAAAAUAAACUGGCAGCUACCAAUUUCAACAAGCAGAAGAAAGUACCGAUUAAGUUUGCCCAAAGAUCCAAAAGGUAAGAUCCUUGAAUGUUAUUAACCUUAUUCAGUGC
This is a messenger RNA of Moneuplotes crassus, 1186 nucleotides long. The record is from the annotation of a GenBank genome assembly. Lineage: Eukaryota; Ciliophora; Spirotrichea; Euplotida; Euplotidae.